Messenger RNA from Malaya genurostris, 9833 nucleotides. RefSeq lists its product as uncharacterized. Gene Ontology annotation, molecular function: protein binding. Lineage: Eukaryota; Metazoa; Arthropoda; Insecta; Diptera; Culicidae. The coding region runs from base 1260 to 5297 and encodes 1345 amino acids. The record is from RefSeq and is a predicted model, not a curated record. The transcript is spliced from 3 exons.
AAUGAUUGCAAGUUUUGCUAUUCCCAGUCAUCAGCCGAGUGUCGAGACGAACGGACAUGGAAAAAUCUAAAGUGUUAAAAUUACGGCCAAGUUAUGCAAUAGCUUCCCGUGUGAGUUUACUGCAAGUGUUUGAAGAAUACUCUUGCAUAUUUUGAAGUUUUUUUCUUCCCAAAUUUCACUCUAAAUGUAGGUGUAGGAAAAACAUUAUCAUCUCGUACGGAUCGGGGGUGUACGCUGCUGUGCUUGCUCUCAUGCAUUGGUUGUCUGUCCAUAUGAAGGCGGAAAAAGUUCGGAACUUUAAUGGAUGUUUGGAAAAGUUGUUCUUCUCUUUGGGGGCCUGUUAGUGUGUGCAACCCAGAAGCACCGAAAAAACAAAACCAAAGCCAAGUAAACAAUUGUUCUUUAGCAUAAUCGGGCCGAAGCUAAAGCAGAAAUUGCUGGUUUUUAUACGAUAUCGUAAAAAGAAGUGAAGUGUAUGCAUCACGGUAGGAUGCUUUAGAAAAAGUGUAUGCGGUUUUUUAGUUCUCGGUGCAAUUAUUGGAUAUACCUUUCGAGGAGUACACAGUCCAUAGCGGAAAACUCUUAUUUCUGAUUUUGGAAUAUAUGUUGCAGGGAAUUGAAACACAUAACCAUCAAAUUGGAUUGAUGCCAAAUGUGAGAAACUAAUAAAGUUAUGAAAUACUUACUAUAUGUGCCAAAUGACGUAUUACGUGCAAGAUUCGAAUCGCAUUUGCGGUCAUAUAUUGUGCUGAUUUGAUAAAAUUAUCUGUUCAAAUAAUAGUUAUGUUAUUUGAUCCAAUUAGUGAUUGUGAUUAAGAUAACUAAAUACGAAGAAACCUUGAAAUACUCACUAGCAUAAAUCUAGUUAUCAGUAUUUCUUAGAUCAUGUGAAAGGAAAGGGUGUUGAAAGAUUAUCGGUGGUGUAUUUUGUAUUGAAUGUACCGGUUUUGUUGCGAACGCUAACGCAUUUUGUGAAUUCAAUUCAAUGCAACCUUUAUAUGUCAUGCAGCUUUGAAAAAGUGUUCGAAGGAAUUUAAGUAAGGUGGAACUCAACUGCUGAGACAACUACACAACUCUAAGAAUCCUGUGUGUUAACCACCACCACUGUCUGUAAAAGUGCUGCUAAUUCUACUUCAUUCGAAGGAAUCUCACUAGUGUCUAUUGAGGUGAAAAUAACUAAUAGUAACCAUCCCAUUCGAUGUGAUAGCACUAAAAUAAUAAUAACAAUAACGUUAACAAUAAUUGCUGUUGUGGAAAUAAUGGACAUGUGCAAAAUGUCAUCGAGGAUACCUCGUCGCCAGUUGAUGAAACAUGUAAUCAUAAAUGCGACAUGUUUGCUAAUUAUAUGCGCAGCUGCUGCCGCCCCAUCGCCCACUCGAGCGGAGGAUAUGGUGAAAUCAGGAAUAAGAGAUGGAGGCAAUGAACGAAAGAGCACCAGCAGAACCAGUCGUGUACAAUCGAUUUCCGACUACGUUGGCGCCGGAAACAGACCAGACAAUAAGCAGCCGCUCUCUGUGCAUAGAAAUUUGCUGCUCGAGCGAAAAUUUUAUGAGAAUAACCACGAUAAAACUUUAUCUCCCGUAAAGUCUGAUUAUGGUAUUAAGGAUUUGGAUAUCAAACGUAACACCCAGUUUAGUACACUUGUAAGAUGGAAGAGGAACUCUAAUAACUUCAGUACAAAUAGUAAUUUUAAUAUUCUAAAUUUAUCCAACAAGAAUCUCAGUAACGCAAAACAGUUGGCAGACGAGUUAUCAAACUAUAGCCACAUGCAAAGCAAUUACGAGAUUAGUCACUACUACAACCUUAGCGAUAUCAGUGCGUUAGAUCUAUCCCGAAACAAUCUUUCGGGUGAACUUCCGACAAUUGUGCAGAGAAACUUUUCCACCCUGUCUUGGUUGGACCUGUCGGAAAAUAAUCUCACCACAGCAGAAAAAUUAACUUUCCCAUCGCUGAAAUAUUUAAAUCUCUCCUGCAAUAGUAUAAAACGAUUUUCCAGCUCCCACCUGCGAAACUUGACAAGACUGGAUUUAUCGCAAAAUUCCAUCGCUAGCAGUGCUUCGCUCUCACCCCUCUUGCUGCGAAAACUUACUGAUCUAGAUCUCAGCUGCAAUCAAUUGGAAACAUUAGGAAAAAGUUUUCUCUUCCAAAUCCGUGCGCUGAAACGGUUAGAUUUCUCUGACAACGCAAUCAAGCGACUAAAUCGUUCCAUUUUCUAUAACCUUAUUAACCUCGAACAGUUGAAUCUCGCCGGUAAUCAGAUCGACGUUAUUGAAAAUGACACUUUCGCCUAUCUGCUGAAUCUACAAUUUUUGGACCUAUCUAGAAAUAAUAUCGGACCCGGCUCGAUUCGAGCACUGCAGGGUAUUCCGGCACUGAUUGGACUCUCACUGGCUAACAAUGUCCGACUCGGACCGGUUCUGCACGAAUUUGUCGCAUCCUGGAGUCUGAAAGAACUGGACGCUAGUGGAACUGGGCUGUGCAAGAUACCCACGGCUCUGGCGCAAUCGGUCAAAUCUCUGAAGCUAGCCAAUAAUUUGCUGAACGUAAUUCGAUGUGGCGACCUCGACAGCUACCCAUUGCUCCAACAAUUGGUUCUAUCAGACAAUCUGAUAUCGGACAUCGAGGACGAUGCGCUUGGUCGACUGGAGCUAUUGUCAACUCUCUUCCUGGACCGCAAUCGUUUAUCACGGGUACCGAUAAGUCUUCCGUCGAAUCUGGUCUAUCUAUAUCUGCAAAACAAUGAAAUUUAUGAAUUACAACCAAGUGUAUUUAGGAAUCUAAAAAAUCUAAGAACUCUCAAUUUAGCCGGAAAUAGGAUUGCUUACCUACCGGAGCUGCCACUAUUAGGUCUAGUCGUGCUGAACGUAAAACGUAAUGACCUGAAGGGGCUGAGUCAAUCGGUGGUGAAAACAUCGCCAAACCUGAGAGACUUUCUGCUGGAAAACAAUCCGGUUAGAUGUGCUGACUUGCUGGGCAUCGCUGAGUGGGCUAAACCGUGUCGCGACGAGAUGCUAUUUGAAGAUAGGAACUUCCAUGACAGUGAUGACAGUGGGAAUGAGUUUGAUAUUUUCGGAAGAUUUACUACUGGGCUCAAGCGGGACAGUAACUGUAAAAGGAAGAAAGAAAAAAAGCCGUCGAAAAUGGUGAACAAAAUAGCUUUAUUUAAAUCAAAGUGCCGAAAUGAAAAUUUAAUUAACCUGAACGCUCCAAAUCGCCUUAAAAGCGAUCAAACUACCGUGAAGCCUCCAUUACAAGGCGAUAAAAUCGGCCCACCGAUAACGACCGAAACAUUCUCCGCUGUAGGAACGGACAUGAUGAAUGAUAAGCCGGGUAGCACCACCGAGAAGAGUUUAUUGAAGAAUUUAAUGAUCUCAGAGGCUGAGCCUUCUAUAGCGCAUCCAACCAGUAACACGCCGCACCAGUUUGAAGACAAAGCAGUCAAGAAGGAUUCCAAAGCUGUUAUUAUCAGUGUGGAAAAGAAGGCCAACAUAAAUAAAAAUUUGAAUACGACCGAUUUGAACAAUUUUACAACAGUACCCCAACAACCAUCGCAAACGUUGACGAAAUUAAUGCAACUGAGUCUUAAUAAUAACACGCCAGAAGAUGUUAAAUCAAAUAAAGUGAAAGCUAUAAAAAAAGAUGACAGCAUCACACCAACGAAAAAGUCACCCACGAAAAUUGAAUUGAAAAUCAAGCAAGCGAGUCGUAAUCCAGCAAACGAUGAAAAAUCAGCGGCUAGUUCAACUGUGAACAAAGUCGUCAAUUUAACAGCAAUAACACCGAUUGUUAAUGUAACUGGAAGCGAACGUGACGAAGCAAAUGAUAGCAGCGCAACAAUUCCGCACCAAAAGAAUAAUGCCAACAAAAAUAGCUUAAUUCAAGCUGAUUUGAUGGAAUCAGUGGAAACGAGUCCGCACCCAACUGGCAGGGCAAGUACGGAUGACAAAUUGGCAGAAAUAACAUUGACAGCAGCAAUGGGACCCACGUUGCCAGCAAUACUGGUAGCGGAACCCUCGCUCAGACCGACCGAAGAAAAAUAUGAUACUGUGACCAACUGGCCGACUGGGGUACCACUGUUGACAGUAGCAAUGGACAUAAAGACAACAAACGUGUUCUCUGUCAGCAGUAGCGCCAGCCCUCAUCAGGAUGACACAGAACAAACAAAUGCUGGUACCAAAGACAGUUUGGAACAAAAUGCUACUCACACCGUGGUGCAUCCAAAGUCCCCAGCACAUGAGAUUAAAACCACCAUCAGUAAACCCAAUAUCAAACAGAAGCUGUUCCCAGUACGUUACAAUGCAACAAAGUCCCGCAAGAAUGUAAAUCACAUGAAGAUGAAAUUAAAAUUUAACCGUGAUCAACUACACGAUGAUGAAUUUCGCGAUAAUUUUGACACCGAACCCGCAGACCUUUUGCGGGAUAACUUCGGUUUUGGCCAUGAGCAUGGAAAUAACGCACAUCGGCGAAGCAAAUUUUCUAUCUACGACAGUAUCUAUUUGGCAUCGUUGAAAAACGCGAAUUUCAAACCGUUCCAUCAUUCCAUGCACGUACCCAAUGCUAGUUAUUCUGCAUCCAGAACCGCUUUCGGUACCGGCAGCAGUAGUAACGAAGGAAUUCCUGCCACGUCCGUGGAAACGUCGUCAAAAAUUCUACCACAAGAAUGGAAUGAUGUACGCCCAGUGUCAAAUGGUGGCUCUCAUUACGGUCUAUUCAUUGUGGUUGGGGCCACACUCGGUAUGCUAAUUUCGUUCGGUUUGUUCCAUCUCUAUUAUUGCCGUGUCCGGCGAGGUCAACAUCUGCACGGACAUCACCACCAUUACCGACAGCAUCCGCCCCACCAAAGCAGCAGUAGUUCUGCUCAUCAUCGCUAUUCAUACUCAUUCGAACAGGACGAUAGUGAUGAACGUCUCACGUACACUAUUUCAACCUCGGUACUAGACGGACCGAACGAAUCAGACAGCUCUCCAAUCCAUCAUCAACAACGGAACCGACGUUCACAGCAGGAUGUCCUCCAUAUGGAUAUACUAAAUCCACGGAAAUCAAAGCCGCUGUCCCGAAACCCAAGCAGCAGUAGUAGCGCUAGUAGUUGUUUCGAUGUCGACAGCAGUACUUCGGCCAAUAGUGAUUUGGGAGUCCUCCGACCUAGACCAGCUUACCCUGGCGGUUAUGGUAUCAGUAAUCAAGUGCCCCAACCACACAGCAACGCUGGGCAGCAACACCACAAUCGUAAUACUUCCAAUAAUCAUAAUUCGCAAAAACCGAGCAUGCACCAGGAUAAUGCCAUCGAUAGAUGGUGACGACGAUGACAAAGACGACAGCUUCAUUACUGUACAUUUAACGAUGCGUACAGUGUGUUCGAGUAAGACCAUAUUUUCCAUUCAAUGGACUCUUUUUUUGAGCAGGAAAGGGAGAAAAUACAAAAUUCACAGCUCAUAGUACAUUUUAGUGGCGUACAUAAAUGUCCCAACUGUCGAAAAUGCAGACCCAAUGAUUCCAACUACAAAGGACAUUCCAGAAAUUUCUGCUCACUCUGAAUUUUAAUCUGUUUUUGAAUGGUCAUUCAUUGUAUCGUUGGUGGCGACCACAAAUGUAGAAUGGUGUUCGGGAAAUGCAUUUACGAAUAUGGUCAAACAGAAUUCGAAAACUCUGGUAGCAUGUGAAAUCAACAAUAAAUCAAUUGUUCUUGUAAACGGAUAUGUGAUCAAGCUGUAUAUCAACACAACCGGACAUAAAUUUUAUCGUUUAACUCUACCUUACGUUUACCUACAUACAUUCGAAUUCUUUACAAUUCAAAUAAUAACAGUUUAACAAACAGGGGUCAGAUUUUGAACAUCUACUGCACAACCUAUUUUAAUCAGUUUACAAUUACAUUACACUUACUGUUUAGAAAUUGUUCCACGCAUCGAUUUGAGUAGAUAUAACUAUAUGUAUAAGAUAAUCGGAGGUUCAAGUUUCAAUUAAUAACGAGCAAUGUCUAGUAUUCCUUGUUUUCUAAGCCACUAUCAUGGUUUCCUCUAACAGAGACGAAAGUUUCGCAACCAUAAGUUCACGGAUUUCAUUCGAAUUUCACUCUUAAAAAAGUGUGUUCACGAUUAAGAAUCGAACCGACCCACCGACCCCACGUGGACAUAAAUCAGUAGCUGCCAAACCGUUCUUUUAGUGCAUAUAGUUGCUUUUAAGAAAUUUUUUACAAAUAUAUACCGCGUAAUUUGAUUCUAUCCCUAAUUGUUCAUGGCCUACUUUGACAAAAAAUAUAAUCAUAACUUUUUUUUCUGAAGAGAUAGAAAUUUUUUUUCUUCGCAAACUUUUAGAACUAUUAAAAAUAAUUUACUUUGUCAAAUAUACCAAAAAUGUAGCUCGCACCGUUUCGGAUAUACAAAGCGUUUUUGUGGCAACCCCCUUAAAAUCAACUUUUUUAUUCAUAACUUGUUUCAAGUUAUUUUUUUUGCAUACUUUGUUUGGAAUAAUUGAAGAAAAUAAAAAAAUCCAUAUUUUUGUUGAAGGUAGUGCAUAGGUUUGUUGUUUCCUGGCAAAUUUCUACAACAUUUGACCUUUUUUUACCUAUGAUAAAACCUUACACCGAAGCGAAAUAUGCAACUUUAUGCAGCUGAUUUUUACAAAAUUUAUAGGAAAAGAUAUACCCAAUACUAUAAAAAAAUUCUAAGUGGAAUUCGAUGGAACUUUUUUUAGGCCAUUCCAAAGUUAGUUUUAGUUAUUGAAUUAUGACAACCCCCUUAAAACUAGUUUUCUAAUCAUAACUUGUUUCAAGUUAUUUUUUUACUUAUUUUGUUUGGAAUAAUUGUAGAAAAUAUAAAAUCCCUUAAUUUUGUAGAAGGUAAUGCAUAGGUUUAUUCUUUUGUGAAAAAGUUAUACAUCAUUUUACCUAUUUUUACCUAGGAAACCUUGUACCGAAGCGAGAUAUGCAACUUAAUGCAGCAAACUUUUACAGUACUUUUAGGAAAUUAUAUUCCUAAUCCAAUUCAUUUUAUAAUAAGAAUAUCCUGAAUUUUUUUCGUGUGACUCAUUUUCACUAUGGCCAUGCUGAAACCAAAAACGGAGGGCGUGACGCGUCUGCUAUUUCUGUAACUCACUUUUGCAGUGAGCGUAGAGAUAGGCAAUUCGUUCCUGAGCUAUUCUAGUGAAUCGAAUCUUUAAAAAGAGCUGAUAGCUCACAGCUCUUUUUAAAAGAACCACAGCUCACCACUUCACCGCACUGGUAAGCAGGGAUGAUUUAGAUUAAUCUGUGUUCCACAGAUUUUCAACCUUUUACACAGAUUUAAAAAGUGGCACAGAUUUUCACAGAUUUCUGAAAAUGGUCACAGAUUUACACAGAUUCUGAAAUCGAUCACAGAUUUUUGAAAUUGAUCACAGUUUAGCACCAAAAAUUACAGAGCGUUACGAAAUAGUGAGACCUUUUUUUUGCUUACCAAAAUGAUUCGGAUUAGUUAUGAUGGAAACGGGGAAACGUGCACAGAUUUUGCACAGACAGGUUUUUGGCUUGAUCACAGAUUUUUUAAAAAAUGACCUCGCAUCCCUGCUGGUAAGGUGGAAACAAGCUACAAGCUGAACGGAUUUUCGGCUCUUGAAGAGCGAGUUAUAAAUGAAAAGAAAUGUGUGCAUGAGCUUUUGUUCGUUUUUCCAAAUGUGUAUUUAUCCUUCUUCAACAGAUUGAAUGAGCCGUUGCCAAUAAGAAAUCUUACCUCUCACUCAGUAGGCUAAGGUACAUUCAGGGAUGCCACUUUUGCAGAUAUUCUCAAAUAUGACAUAAUAAUAAUUCGCAAACAAGUUAGUUCGCACAGCAUAGUUCUUUGUGCAUCAAUGAUUUCGAUCAUGCAUAUGAAAAAAAAAAAACGGCGCUCAAAACAAACCUUCAGUUCAAUUUAAAUGAGCUGAUGAGCUGAUUCAUUGAAUCGAAACCCUUUAGUGAGCUGAUCGGUUCGGAGCUGCUCACCGGUAUGAGCUGCUUCGCACAUCUCUAAGUGAGCGUCACCGAUCAAUAUAUCAUCUUAAAAAAACGUGUUACUUCGCGACAACUCAAUUUAUUUACACGUUUAAAAAUGAAAUCUCUUCGUAAAUAUGUAUUGAACUUUUGAUAAUUUUUCGGAUUUUCAAUAUUUAAAAGCCACUUUGAAAAGGACUAAAAGAAUCCACUUAGAUUUUUUAUAAUAUUGUUAGUUGUCAAAAAGUAAACAAAAUAAAAAUCCCAACAAUUUGUUUAAGUUGCGCGUGCAAGCAUAAGCAUGUUUAUGCGUGUUUACGCGCACUUUGUAGUAGAUACUUAGGUAAUAGAGGUAGAUUGUACGUAGAUAAAUCCAAAAAAAUUGUGUUUAAAAUAAAGUGAAUAUAUCUCAAAACAAAAAUUUUUUACACUAUUUAUAUAUUCAGCAAAAAUGCUUCAAAUAUUUUUUUCUUCAAAAUGAAUUAUUCAAAAUUAUUUUUAUUCAAAAUUGGUGCUACCCCCUUAACAAAAGUUGAGGUACCACUUUCAAAAGAAGCGUAAUAUAAUCUUGUAAAACUUCUUCGAAGACACGUUAGUUCUUAAAAAUCAGUGAAAGUCAGUACAGACUUUUGACCGUCUUUUUCCUGUUUUGGAGCACUGUGCGACCGGCACUCUGUUCAGCUCGAUAAUGCCGCACAGGUAGUUGCUAUGCACAUCAACAAGUGGAAAUUUCGCUGUUUCUUCGUAUUUGAGAAAAAUAUCUAAUCAAUAUUGUGUAAGUACUUUACUACCCAUAUGGAAAAUCGGCAUGUCGAGAAAAAGACGAUUAAAAUUUUAUUUUAGAAUUUUUUGAUUUAUUGUGCUACCUAAUGCUAAAUUAUGGUAUUAUUACAUGAAACAUCGAUAAUACACCUUUGCUAUUCCAAUAUUGCAACAAAUGGAAUUAUUGAAAUUUACACUGAAUGGGACUGAUAUGCGGGUACUUCACAUAUGGGACAGACAUGACCUCAACUUUUAUUGCAAUUUCUGAGAGUAUAUUGAGGAUAGUUUGCAUUCCUCAAGCUAACUCAAUAUUGGCGAAAAUCGAUAUGGGACUGAUAUGCGAGUAUGGGCAGUUUAGGGUAUGGAUGAAUGAAAUGAAUAGUGUAUAGAUGAGAGUCCUGUGGGAUGCUCGAAAUGAUUCAGAUAAUUUGUUUUGAAAGUGAACGAUUUUUUUUUCAAUUAUAGACGUAUUAACCGCAAGGUCAUUCGAAUCUUAGGACCAGAAAGCAGUGAUUUGGGAUAGAACCCAGGUGGGUUACGUGAAAAGCAUCGCUUAUCCCAUCACUCUAUAUAUCACCGUUCUCUUUGAACUACUUUUAUUUGAUUCGUAAGAUAUGAUUCUAUAGAUUUUGCGAAACUGUACAUUUUGACACUUCAUUUGCGUAAGCAAGCCUUAUAGAACAACUCCCGAAACAGCUUCCAUUAAGUCUAUUAUUUGAUUGUUCAUGCUUGAAAUACUUUCAUAACAUUAUGUGAUGUUGUUCUGGAUAUUUCCGAAAGAUUUUCUCUAGUGGAACUAUUUUUAGCUAAUUUUUGUUGGAAAAAAUUCUUGAAUUCUAGAAUUGAAUAUUGCGAGUACGAUCAAAUUGGUUUCGAAGCCAGUUAUGAAUUAUUUGAAAGACAUAAAUGCUCUGCUUACUGAAUAAAAGGUAUGGUAACCUUCAAACAAUGCAUGAAAGAAGUGAUAUUUGAUCCACAUUCUUGUUCACUGAAAUUACCCACAUCACGAUUAUGAAAAAAAAAAACAAUAAAAGCAUUUCAAUUUCAUUAUUGGAGCUGGGUAUUCGAAAUACGUGCAUGUUAAGCCAGUAAAACGAAUCUCGAGCAACCAUCAACCGAGCCAACCCUUAUA